Molecule: messenger RNA, 2104 nt
Organism: Toxorhynchites rutilus septentrionalis
Lineage: Eukaryota; Metazoa; Arthropoda; Insecta; Diptera; Culicidae
Product: CKLF-like MARVEL transmembrane domain-containing protein 4
Exons: 4
Coding region: 831-1355 (174 amino acids)
Cellular component (GO): membrane
Source: RefSeq, a predicted model, not a curated record
GUCAGUGCUGAACGCAGUGUACGGGGUUCCACCAAUGUUCCCAGUCGAUCAGUCAGCUAGCGAUUGAGCGAACGAGAGCGCGUAUUUUUUCUACUCUCUGCGCAGUGGAAUUUGUGUCCCUCUUUAGGUGCAACCGCUAACAGGUCUCCCCCAGGCGGACGAACGAAAAGUCAGUGCGGAACGGCGGACAGGGAAAAGAACCAACUUUGUUCAAAAGACACACCUGUUUCUGUGUGUAUAUCUUUUAUUUUUCUACUAAUUUGUGCUCCACAACGACUUACUAUUCGGGCAGGAAAGUGUGAAGUGAAAAUGCAUAUUUAAUCGGAGUAAUUAAGUCCGCACCGAUAGUCGCCGAAUCAAGUGGCAGCUCCCAAGUUGAGUUAUUUUGAAAGUGACAAAAAGCGAUAAAUGCGUGCGUGUACGACCGAAAGUGCGCUUCAAAAAUAGAACCCCGCCGGGCGUUGUGUGUAUCGAACCUUUCGUACGACUAUCACGGUGGUGACCUGCGGAACCCAGCGAGAGGGUGGAUUGGUCUGAGCCAAACGAGACGAAAGUUUCGAGAGAGAGAGCGUGUGUGUUACACGCGCACAAAGGAAGUGUCACGCAUCUUGGGUGACGCCUUGGGACAGAGGGCGCGCGUCUGGUUCGCAAGUCGUUGUGGCGAUUGUGAAUUGAGGAGAAAGUUUUGUGUGGUAGCCCCAUCAGCCCCAUUCAUAUGUAACAACAUCUAAGCGCGCCGGUGGUUUCUAAGGAAUUUCACGUUUCGUGCCCGUUGUUUUAUAUUUGUGUGUGAGUGUAUCAAUCGCAGCAGAUCUCCGAGUGCAAAAGCCAUGAUGACGGAAACGGUGGUAACGGUUGAUCAACCACAGGUCGCUCCUGCCUCGAACGGAGCCCAACAGCCACAUGCCAAGCCGGAUAAUAGCCUCAACUGGAUCAAGUUCAACGUGCAGUACUUCCAGUCCAUCCCGGGCAUCCUGAAGCUGGUACAAUUGAUACUGGGCAUCAUCUGCAUGGCCUGUGCGUCCCCCGCCCUAAUCGGUGCCACCCACUGGUUCCUGUUUGUCGUCAUCACCUCGUUCAUCGCCACCGUCCUCUGGAGCUUCGUCUAUCUGCUCGGCAUUCGGGAGGUGCUAAAUCUGCCAAUCAACUGGAUUCUGACGGAGCUGCUCAACACUGGCAUUGCGACGUUCCUCUACUUCAUCGCGUUCGUAGUGCAGCUGGCGGCGUGGUCCAACCUUUCCGGCCACGGAAGGUCUUCGAACAUUGCUGGAGGAGUUUUCGGUCUGUUCAACUUUUUGGUGUACGCGGCUGGAACCUACUUCCUCUACGUGGAGCAUAAGUCGAGUAGCGUAUAAUCAUUGGUCAAAUGAGGUCCCAGAAGCAAAACAAAAGAAAACCGAUGCAGAGUACACAACAGAUAUGAUGUGUUCGAAUAUAAUCCGACCAAAUGAAAAGUUGACUAAUUGAUUUCCAGAGGAAACCAUUCUCUCGAAUAAGUAUGGUAGAAGAAAAAAACCAACUUCCAGUGAAAAAACGCAUUUCGGACUUAAACGAAAACAGUCGCAUUUGUAGUAUCUUUAGAGGCUUCAAACAUUUCUUCCCGCUUUUGUUUUUGUUAUUAAUCAUUACGUACUUUUUUGUUAUACCGAUUGUAGGUUUGAACAAUUCAGCGCCUGUAAUUAACACUCGAAUAUUCGCGCGCACUCAAAGACAACUGAAAGCCAAAAGAAAAACAGAAGAUAUUUAUCCAUUGACAUCUCCCAAUAAGCAAAAAAAUAAAAAAAAAACCUUUGAUAGCGAACAAUAAUGACCAACUAAUAACAGUUCGAAGCACAAACAAAUCAAAAGAAAAAAGAACGAAACAAAAUGCCAUUAAUUUACUUACCGAAGAUUACUUUCAGUUGAUUUUAAAAUGAAAAACAAAUUGGAAUUCGAUGAAUUUUAGGUAUAAGAAGACGAGAGAGGCGAAUAACGGUUUCGAAUAUUUUCGAAUGUAAUUUGAUAACAAUCCAACAAACGUAAUCAAUCGAAGUGGAAGAGGGUAGGAAAACCACGUUACACGCUAGUUUUAACGGAAAUAAAAUAUUGUUUAUGUUGCCAAUAA